CUAUCCGAAGGGAUGACGUGUUUUUAUAGAUGCCAAGUCAAAUUUCCGAGUUGACCAAUCUCUUUCUUAUCAUCUCACUUUUAUCAAUCAAACAGAUAAAAGAUAAACCUCCAUUGUCGCCGGCGUACGGAUUCAGAAAUGGAAACUCUCUACUCCACCGUUGAAUACUGGCUCGUCAAUCAUCCAAUCAUCACCAAUUUCGAAUGGAAUGAAACCUCCACAUUCGGUUCUUCGCUUCUUUUCCUCGCUCUCACUGUCCUCACUUACCUCACUCUCACUUUCUCUUUCCACUAUUUCCCUCUUCUCCCCACACUCUCCCCCGCCUCCCUCCGCUUCAUCUCCGCCGUCCACAACCUCUUCCUCUUCAUUCUCUCACUAAUCAUGGCCGUCGGAUGCUCCCUCUCCGCCUUCCACCAAAUGCCCCAAAAUGAUUGGACUUGGGUCAUUUGCUUCCCGGCUAAUCAGACUCCCCCACGUGGACCCGUAUUCUUCUGGGCUUACAUCUUCUAUUUCUCCAAGAUUGUUGAAUUUCUAGACACCCUUUUGAUAAUUCUCAGUGGGUCUAGAUCUAGACGGCUGUCGUUCCUCCAUGUGUACCACCACGCCGUGGUGGUAGUCAUGUGUUAUUUGUGGCUUUCUUCGUCCCAGACUCUGUUUCCGGUGGCGCUUGUUACCAAUGCUUCUGUUCAUGUGCUAAUGUACGCUUAUUACUUCCUGUGUACCUUGGGAUUUCGUCCAUGGUGGAAGAGAUUGGUAACGAACUGUCAGAUUGUACAAUUCGUCUUCAGUUUCCUGAUUUCGGGUUUGAUGCUGUAUUAUCAUCACUUUACCGGGUCGGGUUGCUCCGGGAUCCAUGGAUGGUGCUUCAAUGCAGUUUUCAAUGCUUCCCUUUUGGCACUCUUCCUUGAUUUUCAUUCCAAAAAUUAUGCAAAGAAGAGGAAAGAUGUAAACAAGAAUAAGCUGUCGUGAUUGCCCAAUGCACUAAGCUUCCGCUAUUACUGAAUAAUUUGACAUAUCAUUGAUCACUAGAUACGUACUGGCUUUCGGAUUAAAAGAGUAAAACGUUUCUUUAUUCCCUAAACUCGAAUCAAGAUCGAAGGAUCAUAAACUACUUAUUCAUUUUAGAGUAGUUGAAUUUGUUUGUAACAUUAUUUUGUUGAAUGAAUGGAAAUAGAUUUAGCAAAAUUCACCUUUU
This is a messenger RNA of Solanum tuberosum (potato), 1195 nucleotides long. Its product is annotated as elongation of fatty acids protein 3-like. Lineage: Eukaryota; Viridiplantae; Streptophyta; Magnoliopsida; Solanales; Solanaceae. The transcript has a single exon. Bases 139 to 969 code for a protein of 276 amino acids. The record is from RefSeq and is a predicted model, not a curated record. Gene Ontology annotation, cellular component: endoplasmic reticulum membrane. Gene Ontology annotation, biological process: fatty acid elongation, monounsaturated fatty acid; sphingolipid biosynthetic process; very long-chain fatty acid biosynthetic process. Gene Ontology annotation, molecular function: fatty acid elongase activity.